Cladophialophora yegresii CBS 114405 is the source of this 1413-nucleotide messenger RNA. Its product is annotated as formamidopyrimidine-DNA glycosylase. The transcript has a single exon. Gene Ontology annotation, biological process: base-excision repair. Gene Ontology annotation, cellular component: nucleus. Gene Ontology annotation, molecular function: zinc ion binding; damaged DNA binding; DNA N-glycosylase activity. The coding region runs from base 1 to 1413 and encodes 470 amino acids. The record is from RefSeq and is a predicted model, not a curated record. NCBI's taxonomy places the organism in Eukaryota, Fungi, Ascomycota, Eurotiomycetes, Chaetothyriales, Herpotrichiellaceae.
AUGCCUGAGAUCGCCGAAGUCGCGCGAAUUGUGCACUAUAUCCGCAAACUGCUCGUCGGCAAAACCCUCGCCAAAGUCAGCGCGCAGGAUGACCCCAUCGUCUACGGCAAAGUCGGCACGUCCGCCGCCGAGUUCGAACAGCACAUGGCCGGCAAGACAGUCGUCGACGCCGGCCAGCAAGGCAAAUAUUUCUGGAUGAUCAUGUCGAGCCCGCCCCACCCGGUCAUGCACUUCGGCAUGACGGGCUGGAUCAACUUCAAGUCUGAACACACGUACUACUACGCGCCCAAGGCGGCCAAGAAGGGCGAACAGCCGUGGCCGCCCAAAUUUGUCAAGUUCAUGCUCGAGACAAAGCCCGAAAAGGGAGAGGACGUCGUCGAAGCGGCAUUCGUCGACAUGAGGAGACUUGCGCGUGUAAGGCUGGUCGAUUGUCCUGCCGCCGAGAUUCGACAGAACACGCCGCUGAAGGAGAACGGGCCGGAUCCUGUUAUUGACAAGGACGUUGUCACGGUGGCCUGGCUCCGGCAGAAGUGUGGGUCAAAAAAAGUCCCCAUCAAGGCCAUGCUCUUGGAUCAGGCCAAUAUCUCGGGCAUCGGCAAUUGGGUGGGUGACGAGGUGUUGUACAAUGCAAAGAUCCAUCCGGAGCAGUACGCGAACACGCUCAAGGACGAACAGAUCGAACGGCUGCACAGGGCCAUCCACUACAUCUGCGGCACGGCCGUGGAAUUGCUGGGCGACUCCGACAAGUUUCCCGAGGAUUGGCUUUUCAAGCACCGAUGGCAGAAGGGCAAGAAGAACGCUUCGAACGCGUUGCCCAGUGGUGAGAAGAUCGCGUUUCUGACGGUGGGUGGUCGCACCAGCGCCGUGGUUCCAUCGAUUCAGAAGAAAACGGGCCCGGUUGCGAAAGACGUGGAUGAAGCGGAGCUGAUCGGCGGGGAGGAUGAAAAGCCGAAGAAAGCACAGGGGAAGAAACGCAAGGCCGUGAAAGAAGAGGAAGAGGAUGACGAAGACGACGAGGAAGAGAAGCAGCCCAAGAAGCCGAAUAAGAGAGGCAAGGCCGUCAAGGCUGUCGAGGAGGACGAGGAGGAGCAGCAGCCUAAGAGGUCGAAAAGGGGCAAGAUCGUGAAGAAAGAAGAGACUGAGGACGGAGAAAUGGAUGAAGACGAAGAGGAGGAGGUGCGACCUCGCAAAACUACUGCUCGUGGCAAGGCGCAAGCGAGGAAAGAAGCAAAGCCGACGCCCAACGGGAAUCCAAAGCCACUCAAACCAACCAAAGCUGCUGCAAGGAUCGCAAAGGAGACGGUGGAAGAAAAGCCAGCCAAGGGUGGGAAGAAAGACGGGAAAUCUUCAGCAUCUGAUGGGACUCCGAACGGCGCCGGAAGAAGGCGGUCAGGUCGCCAAAGCAAGGCUUGA